UUGUGUACCCAUAAUUACUUUGGGCAAAAUAAAAGUGCAUUCGGGCUUGAUUGUAAAACUCACAAAUUGUUCUAUGAUUCGGGAAAGCAGUUUGUGAUGUUUCUUUUUACCUGAUAGUACCAAAAAUUACUUCACCGCGAAAACAAUUGUGAACUUCUCAACGAAAGUCAGAGCGGGGGUUGAUAUAUAUUGGUCAUGUUGUAUGAGGGCUCCACCUUCAGUGCUUUUCAGAGGGAUAGCGUGCAAGAGGGAUUUAGCUGCUCGGUGGGGCGGCGGAGAUCGACGAGGAGACAUGGCGGUGGGCGUCACCGGGUCGGCCCAGCUGGUGGCCGGACUGGCCGAGUAUAGGCGUGGGACCGGCGGUUCGUCCACAAUGAUUCCCUUCAAGGCCUUCGGCGUUGCUUCGCUCUUCGUGGGAACCGCCUCCUGCACCGUCGCCGGCGUCCUCCACGCCUCCGGCAUCUGCCAGCCUCAACCCGUUAUCCUGAUCCGAACAGGGGCUCUACAAAAUGCAAAUAUCGCUCUGAAGCGGCUUAGUCGAAGCAUACGAUCAAAGCUCGGGGGGUCCCCAGUCCCCACCCAGGAGCUCCAGCGAUGGCGGACAGGCUAUUUGACUAUUAUACCCCCACCAGGCAGUUGAUUUUUAUCCGAAUGCUCCCGUUUAUCGAAGCACAUUUUGGUCGUCAUUGGCAUCAGGAUCGCAACAUCUUGAACUUGGGAGUCAGCAUGACCAGUAUCCCGAUAUUUGAGUCCGUUUCCUUUCCUUUUCUCCUCGUGUUUUUGGCUUGAAAAGGCCUCAUAAUGGCAACUGAUUCUUGUUUAUCGUUGGAUCUUAGAUGCUCCCUAAUCCAACUUGGAAGCUUAGUCAGGUGUUCUAAGAAGUUUGUUUUCCUUCCCUGUU
Nymphaea colorata (pocket water lily) is the source of this 901-nucleotide messenger RNA. RefSeq lists its product as uncharacterized. The record is from RefSeq and is a predicted model, not a curated record. The transcript is spliced from 2 exons. NCBI's taxonomy places the organism in Eukaryota, Viridiplantae, Streptophyta, Magnoliopsida, Nymphaeales, Nymphaeaceae. Bases 203 to 640 code for a protein of 145 amino acids.